This is a messenger RNA of Lepus europaeus (European hare), 534 nucleotides long. RefSeq names its product interleukin 19 (gene IL19). The transcript is spliced from 5 exons. The record is from RefSeq and is a predicted model, not a curated record. Lineage: Eukaryota; Metazoa; Chordata; Mammalia; Lagomorpha; Leporidae. The coding region runs from base 1 to 534 and encodes 177 amino acids.
AUGAAGGUGCAGGGUGUCCCCCUCUGGCUCCUGGGCAUCGCAUUUGUCCUGUGCUCAGGGCACCCCCGUGGUCUCAGGAGAUGUCCAAUCUCCAUGGACAUGCGCCACCUGCAAGAGAGUUUCCAAGACAUCCAAAGAGCCAUACAAGCCAAUGAUACCUUCCAAAACAUCACCAUCCUAUCUGCACUGGACAGCCUGCAGGGCAUUAAGAUGUUAGACGUGUGCUGCGUGACCAGGAGCCUCCUGGCAUUCUACAUGGACAAGGUGUUCAAGGACCACCAGGAGCCGGACCCGCACAUCUUGAGGCGAAUCAGCAGCAUUGCCAACUCCUUCCUCUACAUGCAGAAGACUGUGCAGCAGUGUCAGGUGCAGAGACAGUGUCCCUGCAGGGAGGAAGCCACCAACGUGACCAAAAUCAUUCACAACAACUAUAAUCAGCUGGAGGCCCGCGUGGCUGCCAUCAAGUCCUUGGGAGAGCUCAACGUCUUUCUGGCCUGGAUCAGCGAGAAUCACCAAGACGGCUCUGCUGCCUGA